AUGGACAAUUCUUCCCCCAAAACCGGCAAUGGGUCGACAGAGAAGAUAGAUCCCAGUCUCGGUCGCAAUGACAUUGCCGACGAAACCAUGAAAAAUGGAACCGCCGACGAUAAUGGCGAGGUAUUCAACCAGGCCGAAUUCCGCGCCCUAGGAUGGAUCCGGACUGCUAUCAUUCUUAUGAAGCUUUGCUUCGCCACUGGCGUACUUACAAUCCCGUCAGCAUUCAGUGUUGUUGGUUAUGGGCCUGGAAUCGUCCUGCUCUUCUGCUGGAGCGCAAUGACAACAUACUACGCGUAUGUAAUGUACGCUUUCCGAAUGAAGUAUCCUGGAGUGCACAGCAUCGCGGAUGCUGCAGCGAUUGUUGGGGGUCCGAUUUACCGAGAGGUAGCAUGCUUUCUUUUCCUCCUUUGCUGGAUUCUCGCCUCAGGAUCAGUUUUCAUCGGACUUGCCCAGGGUCUUAAGAUUCUUGCUGGUGGCAGAGGUUGCAGUGUGGUUUGGACACUCGUGGCUGCCACUUGCUCCGCCAUUGCUUCGAGUAUCCCGACUCUCGGCAAGCUAUCCUUUCUUGCCUGGAUCGGCUUUGCGUCUAUCUUCACGGCUGUCUUCAUUGUGGUAGUCGGAGUUACCCAAGUUGAUAGACCUGCGGCAGCUCCCCAGACAGGUGAUUUCGUUCUUGAAGUUGUUUCGGUCGCCAGCCCUGGAUUUGUAGCUGGGCUGACUGCAGCGAUCAACCUUUUCGCUGGAUACGCCUCGACUCCAACCUUCAUUCCCGUCAUUGCCGAGAUGAAGGUGCCCGGAUCUUUCCCCAGGGCACUAUUUAGCUCUCAGGCUCUUCUGGUGGCGUGCUAUGUAUCAUUCGGAAUGGUUGUUUACUUCUACUGCGGACAGUACGUGGCCAGCCCGUCGUUAGCCAGUGCUGGAGGUCUGAUUGAGAAAGUCGCAUACGGGAUCUCAAUUCCCGGUUUCAUCAUGACCUCGACUUUAUGGAUUCAUCUUUCUGCUAAAUUUCUUCUUGUCCGAAUCCUCCGCAACUCCGAGCAUCUGCAAAGCCAUACGGUGAUUCACUGGGCUACCUGGUUUGGCUCAACAGUGGGAAUCAGCGCAAUUGCCUUUGUAAUUGCCGUUGGAAUCCCAUUCUUCAGUUACCUCAUUGGCCUGAUCGGAUCACUUUGCUGUGCACCAGCAUGCUUCGUUAUUCCUGCCACAAUGGCAAUUCAUAUGGAUUGGGGAAAUCACUCAUCCAGCAAAUCCAAGAUGGCGCUGUUUGGGUUCCACGUGUUCACCGUUUGUCUUGGCUCAUUUAUGACGGUCGCCGGCUCAUACACUAGCAUCCAAAGCAUCGUCAAUGCUUAUCGCCAAGGAACGGUCGGAAGUGCCUUCACAUGCUAG
This is a messenger RNA of Clonostachys byssicola, 1389 nucleotides long. Lineage: Eukaryota; Fungi; Ascomycota; Sordariomycetes; Hypocreales; Bionectriaceae. The record is from the annotation of a GenBank genome assembly.